CACUGUGCUUAUAGUUGCACAUGCUUGAAAUCUUUUUUAUAAUUUUAAAAGUGAGAAAAGACCAGACCAAAGUAAAAAAUGGGAACAUAAAUAGUGCCUGUGAAAUGUUUUAAUCAAGAAAGAAAGGAGUUUAAAAAAAGUUAACCUUAGCAGCGGCCGAAAUCCAAAAAUCACAGACGUCUGGGCUCACGUUGUGUGUGUGUGAAUCAAUUCAAUUUUCUUGUGACAUUUUCAUGGAGAACUGGGCAAAAGGCUAGAAAUUUUCACUUGUAGCAACGCCAAUAGAUCCCAGGAUGGAUAGCAAGGGACAGGAGCUUGGCAUUAUGGGUCCACCACCGGCAAUGGCGCAUUCCAGCAACAGCAGCAGAACCGAUGCUCCUCCGCUACCAGCGUCAACGCCUUCGCCGUCGAAUGCCAGAACUGCAGCACCGCCCAGGCGAAUAAUCAAGACGAUCAAUCUGGAUUUUAAAAAGCUUAAGGAAGCUGGUCUUGACCGGAAGCUGGCGGAGGUGCUAAGCAAGCAGAGUCCAGGUGCAAGGGCGGGAAUAACACACUUGCCCAGUAGUAGCAGUACAUCCUCUGUCGCUGCGCAGUCUACGACGACGUCGGCAACGGCGUCGGCCACGACAGCGACGUCUGCAGCAGCAGCAUCAAGCGCAUUGCACUCGGAACAGCAACAAUUUCAUCAGCCUGCAUUACCGCCGACCGCAGUGAAAGGAAUAAAGAUCUCAGAGAGCAUGGAAAAGACGGUGCCCAUUCAAACUCCGCCGUUGACCACGACGUCCUCCGACCAGGAGCGAUCGAUGCACGUGAAGGCUUUGUUAAAAAAUAGGAUUCUUAACAAGAGCAUGAUCAAUUCCUCCCAAAACCAGAAGCAGAAGUCAAUGCCAGCACCAAAAGCCCCGCCAACAGCUGCCCAGGGUUCUGCUCCUCGAAGCGCAGGUAGCAGCAAAUCUUCUCCUGCUGCUAGUACUAGUGGAUCUUUCUCAAUUCCCAAGGCCGAUCUGACCGUGCGACCAAAGCACCCACCAUUAUUGCUUAAUUUGGUUAAUCAAUUGCCCAAACAUCGGACAAUGUGUGUGACCACCGAUGACAUACAGUUGAGGAACCAGCAGGAGCUGCUUCAGCAAAAGGCUUUUGAAAAGCAUCCGCCUCCUCAGCAGAAACCGUCACACUCUCAGCCACAAUCUACGAAUAUUUUUACACCGAAAUCUUCACAAGAUGCACCACAUGUUCCCAUACAAAAUUCGCUACAAAAUCAAGCACAAUCUUCGCAUAUUUCUAUGCAGAAGUCCCCGCAAAAACCACUACAUAUUCCUAUACAAAAUCCGCCGCAGGCUCCAUUACCAGCUGCUUCAGCAAAUCAAUUGAUUUCGCCUCCUCCAGAAGUUCCAAUAAUCUCCCAGAAAAGUCCGUCGCCACCACCUCUGAUUGUGCUGGAAAACAAGGUACUGGCACCCAAUGAGAAGAUCGACUUGAGUAACCUGGGAUUGCCGAGCAGUACUAGUAUAGUGACCAAGUCACAACCCGCUGCCCAGGCAAUCAUUAAAGGCGGCAGGGUAAUAAUGAAUGCCAGUAAGUUUAAGGUGCCGCAGCAAAAGCUAGCCGAGAUGGCCCAACAAAUUCGUAAUCAGGCGCAGCACGUAAAACUGGAUAUACAACAGGAAGAAGCAGUACUUUCUCCACAAAUCGAUUCUUCCAAUGCAUCCUUAGAAAGAAGCAUUACUAUAACUACAGAAGUGAAUCCUAAACAGCAGCCUGGUUUUACUCAAUCCACUGGUGAAGCCAAUGAAUUGCCCAUCUUGACACGUUCCGAAUUAAAUGAAUCAGAAAAUUCUAUGUCGGUGACUUAUGCUUCAGAUAAAGUUAAUAUUAAUACUGCUGAACCAUUGGAUCAAGGAAUGCAAAGUCAAGAAACCACUGAAUCCAGCUUUAUUGACAUUCCUGUGAAUAGUGCUAAACCGGAGGCACCUAAAGUAGUGAUGAGCACAGAGACAAGCUUUCUGGACUUGCCCAUACAUAUUUCUACUGAUAGUACACCGAAGAAGUUAGAUAAAUCGCCAGAUUCUGAGCAAGAACCCUUACCAGCACCAGAGAAAGCUAAGAAUACUUCCACUUCAUCAAAAGAGAUCCCUGAAUUAACAAUGAAUGUAUCAUCACCAGUUUCAAAAGUCCAAUCCGCAGUGGAUUUUAUAGCGCAACUUACAGCAGAGAAUCCUUUAGACGAAAGCAGCUUCAUGGAUCUUUCGCCGGAAGAACAACGCUUGAACGCUCUGUUUGGUGGCGCCGGAGGAUGCUCUUUUACUGGAGUGUUGCCUGAAAAAACAGAAAGUGAGAAGGGGCUGCCAGAGGAUGGAGAUUCUUUGACUGCCACGGAGACUUCUUCCAAGAAGCUACCAAGUGUCGAAGAGAAACUGGCAGAGGAGGAGGAAUUACCUAUUGGAAAGAUAAUGAAAAUGGAUGAUAUGGAUAUACUCCAUGCCACUUUGGAUGUGAGUAGCGAUAGUACCAACAUACUACGAAUCAGUCCAAAUGCAAUUAAGUUGAACAGCAGUGUAGAUAAGUCAAUUAUAGAGUUACCAGCGGUAACCACUGCAGAGGUUGCUAUCAUGAAAACUGGCGCGGAAUCCUUAGUAAAUGCAACUUCAAUUGAAAAUCAUAAAAGUGAGCAACCAUCAGAGCCUGAUAUGUCAUCAAAUCCAGUGACUGAUUCGGAACCUGCUAAGGAGGUUAAUCCUCCAGCAAAGCGAGUCCCCCUAAGAUCUAAGAAGGCCAAAAUCAAUUUAGUGCAGCGCAAUAAAAGGCCCAGCAUCCCAAACAAGCCCUUGGAGGCAAAGAAAACAAAACUAGAUGACGUCGAGCCAAGCGAUGCGGAGGCGACAUCGACAAUUAUCGAUCACAGUUUGCUGGAGGAGAAUCGUCUUAGUGCUGGGAUCGAGGUGCCAGCUGACGAGGAGCAGGGUGCUGGAAAGUUAAGAAAAGGUGAUGAGCAGCAAGAAGUCAGCCAGUCUAAAGAAAAUAAGGAACAAGGAUCAAGUGAGUCUAAAGAUGAUAAAAAUGCAGCAAAAUCCUCCAUAGAACGUGACCUAACCCAGUUGUAUCAUCCACCUAAAAUGCCUAAAACAAAGACAAGUAAAAAGAAUAGUAAACAAGAAGCCCUGGAGCACUCAGAACAAUCAGCAGGAGCCUCAGUCUCCCUAAUUGAAAUUCUCUCACAGGAACAACCGCCACCACAGGGCGAUGCCAAGCUUCCAUUCCGAAAGGAGACGCCCGCAGAAAUUAAUACACCGGAAUCCACUGGAAUUCAGAAUUUAAUGACACACCUGACAGCUGAGAAAGUAACACCACAUACCAAGAAGAAGGUAUCGUCAACUCCGCCCGGUUCUGAGGAAACAACGAAGGGGAUGCCACGUAAGAAACGGAUGAAAACACGGCCUGUUCUCAGCAAACGAAACUCAGGAAAGAAGCAGGAAGAAAUUUCCCCAGAAUUUCUCCAUCCCGUAUGUGAGAGUGGUGCAGGAGGUCGCAUUCCCACCUCGAGCACCAGUGACGAUGAUGGUACCGUAUUCCUUGGCUUUAACAACAAAGACGAGAAGCGUUCCAAGACUCCAGUGCGCAGCAAGCGAGUGCGGCAAAUGAGGAUAAAUGAAACCGACAUCAGCGACGAUGCUACUCCAGACCACGAUGAAACUGAGGAAGAGCACCAGAGGCCAGUGAAUAACGACUUUCGACGCAUAGAUCACGUGUCUGACUCGGAUAGUAGUGAAUGUCCCACGUAUUUCGAGGAUAAUCCAGUUAACAUGGAUGAAACACUAGUAUCAAUUGAAACAGCAAGUUCUGACCAGGUCAAGGGGAAGGAUGUAAAAGGUACACGUAAAGUAUCAAUCUUGGACGAAACAAUUAAACCCGAAAAGGGAAAAGAAGAAGCUCUCAAUGAGCCAGAACAGCCGAAAACUGUGAUAAACAAAAAAGAUUUGACAAUUGAUGACAACAAAUCCAGGAACAGUAGUAAAAAGUCAAGGAAACCUUCUCCCAAGAAGGAUUUGGAUACUAAAGCUAUACAAAAUAAUUCCGAAAAGCCCUCUACAAGUAAAGGGGCUCCACAAACCUGUAAAUCUAAAGCAAAACUACAAUCAAAAGCUGGAUCUCAAGAAUGCUUGACUGCAAAGGAAAGUGUAAAAGGUUCUACAGGAGGAAAGGAGAAAAUUGCAGUAUCAAAUGAAAAUAAGAAAGAGCUAAAAUCUGCGGAGGAGUUAGUAACAUCUGUGAAAUCUAAGGGAAAACGAACAUCUCGCUCUAGUAUUGCAACCCCUUCGAAGCAAGCUGAAACAUACCCGAAAACUGAAACUAAUUCUAAACAAAAGGAAGACGAGCAUAAAAUUAAUGAACGAAAAACCAGCACCUCAUCAAUUUCUGAACCUGUGAUAGAUAAACGAAAAGAAAAGCAACCAAUUGAGUUAGCAAAUUCUGAAAAUUUAAAAGGAAUACGAGCAUCAAGACAUAAACCCAAAUCAGACUCCGCAGCUCCUACAAUAACUGAACUGGCAUCAACUUCUGUUAACCCAAUCGAACCUAUUGAAUCAAGAGCAAGUCGCAAUUCUCGUAGUAGAACACCUAAAGAACCCCUUCCAGCUCAAUCAAUUACCAAAUCAGACGGAAACCAUACAGACACUACACAAGAGGAACCGGAAGAAGUUAAAGUUGCCGAGGAACCAAGUCACAGUAAGAAUUCAGCCAGAUCAGAGCGCCAGUCUCGUAGUAGGAAAUCAAUUAUUGUUCCUCCAUCCGUUGCCAAAGAUGGGCUGAAAAUGGAUGAAGAAAUUAAGAAUAGAGAUUCAAAAAACCCACAGGAUGUUAAGGCUGCAGAAAAUCACAGCACAAAUUUAAAGUCCAAGCGUCAAUCGCGCAGUAAAACGGUUAAAGUGGCAGAUUUAGAUGUUAGUAAAAGCCAGGAGGAGCCUGUAGAGAAAUCAAAUCUAGCUUCAACCUGCAACGAAAAUAAUGUUGAUGUCAUAAAGGAUGAUGAAAAGCCUUCAAGUUCUAUAAAAUCCAAAAACAAAAGGCAGUCUCGAAAUACACAAAAAUCAGUUUCCAAUACAGUUGCUGCUAAUGAGCUAGAACCAACAGCAUCUCUCGCAGAUUCCCAACCCGUAGAGACCGAUGUUGAUGGCGUAGUGCCAAGGGGGACUCGUAGAAGUUCUUCUCGUCUUGAUUCAGUUCCACCGGACACAACAGACGCACCAGUUUCUAAAGAUGAAGAUAUCCCCGCACCUGUUCCCAAAAGAGAAGAAAAAGCAGCGCUGCAAAGCAGCCACCGACCCCGAUGCCGCUGGUCCUUCGACAUCAAAAAGGAAAGAAAGCAAGCUGCUCCUGCCGAUACAGAACCAACUGGGACGUCGAAGAAACAAAAGACUGAAUUAAAGCAAGAUCCUGGUGUUCCUCAAGCCUUCAAUAAACGCUUGCUGCUUAUCCGCCAAAGGGAACAGUUGAAUACUGAUGAGGUUCUAACAGACGAAGGCAAGGGCAAAGGUCCGCUGCAAUGCGGCUUGUGCCUGGCGCGCAGCACCGAAAAAGGUUGGAAAACCCAUCUGGCAGAACACUAUGGAGUGGGUUGGCUUGUGGGCGAGACACCAAAUGUUACACGUGCUUGGGUCUUGAGAAUUAUGAAGAAGUAUAUUGAUGGAAAAGGCGAAAAGUUAACUUGCCGCCUCUGCCAAAGGCAAUUGGGCUCGCACACGGGCAUGCUUGUCCAUCUGGAGAGCUGUGGCAAUAAGCAACGCGUGGAGUGUGACCUAUGCAAGAGAUCCUAUGCCAAACUCUCACUUCCCUUACAUAGGCAAACCUGCACGGGCCAACAGAAGAGAAAAGAUGAAACUGUCAGCACCUUCAAUCUACGUCUGCUGCUCAUCCGGAAACGAGAGCAGUUGGACAGCGAAGAGGUGCUAACGGAAGAAGGCAAGGGCAAGGGUCCGCUGCAAUGUGGUUUGUGCCUGGCACGCACUACCAAACUGAAGUGGCAAAGCCAUUUGGAGGAGCACUAUGGAGUCGGCUGGCUUGUCGGAGAAACACCAAAAAACACCACACGCAACGGGAUAAUGCUAAUGAUGAAAGCUUACCUGGAGGAAUACAAAAAGAAGCUAGUGUGUCGCCUUUGCGAACAUCACUUGGGCAGUGCUUUGGGAAUGAUGCUUCAUCUGGAGACCUGUGGCAACAAGCAGCGUGUGGAGUGCACAAUUUGCCACCGAUCGUACACCAUACUCACACUUCCGGCUCAUUUUCGGGUCUGCUCGAGGCGACAACAGCUUGCAGAGACAUCGAUGGCUCAGGCUGAGCAGAAGAUGGAAGAAGAUUCUGGCGAAAAGGUGUUCAGCAAUGCAGGACGAGCUAAGCGGAAGUCAACAAUCAAAGCUGAAACAAAAUUGAAAAAUAUUGGUGAACACACUUCGGGCAAAAACGAGUUCGAUGGCAGCGAUUCUUCCGAUUACGAUAUGGCAAAUGACAAGGAAUCAUCUGAGGAGUACGAUUCGGAGGGAGUCGACUCCAAUGAGGACUCCAUUACCGCCGAGCAAGAUGGCAGCGAUUGCGACAAGUCUAAGCGCAGUAGAAAAAGACUAGUAAGAAGCGCCCAGGAAAUGUGGGCGAACAUGCAGCAACCUUUAUUCCUACGCGACGAAACCCAAAAGUCUAGUUCGACCCAUAAAUGGCAGAAAUUUUUGCAAAUCAAUUAUUCAGAAAGUCCUUUGUAUUGCCACCUUGUUCCUGGCUACUCUACGCUGUCAAUGGAGGAUGCCCAGGGAUUGUUGCCCUCCAAAGAAACAUCUUCCGUACGCUAUGCUUAUGGUAAUGCAAGCCAAGACUCGGACUGGCAACGAUUGGCCCCGCUUGAAGGUUUCAACAAAGAGGGCGAAUAUGUGGGUUAUCUUGGCGGACCUGUUAGACAGCUCGCCUGGGUACCGUUGCCCACGACGACUACGGAUCAGUAUUUACUAUGUUCCCUGCGAUCCCGGAUGAAAUCCUUUGCACGGCAUACGAAACUGAAGCAGGAAGACGGCUUGUUGAUGCUGCUGAAAUGUACUGAGGGGUCUUCGAGUGACAAGACAUGGUCCGUACGACCAGAGCUUCAUUACGGAAUACGAAUUCCCAAUGGACCGGCUCUAAGCUUCGCUUUCUUGCCCAGCGGUGGUUACGAUCAGGCAACAAAUCGUUUGGGCCUUUUGGCUGUGGCCCAUGCCACGAGUGAUGUCCACAUCUAUGCUUUGCCUCUGGAGCUCAAAGAGGAGGAGAAAUGUGGGGAAAAUGUGGUUAUUCAAUUGGAUGCGGUGAUGACUCUCAGGUUGGAUAUGGAUCAGACGUCUGAUGAAGAUCAGUGCACGAAAAUCUGUUGGUCGGAGGCUGCCGGACACAAUUUCUUGUCAACAGGCUAUGCCAGUGGCCGCAUAGCCUUCUGGGAUAUUGGCGAUACAGAGAGCAUUAAUUGCUUCAGGCGGAAUAACGAUCCAGGUUACACUUUUGUGCCUACAAAUACGCAAUAUUUGGGCGAACGAAAUAUCCAAUUUAUGGAACUGCAUUACGAUAUAAAUGGUAUACGUUGGCUAGCGGUGGGCACUUCAGUACGUAAAUUUCUGGUCUACGAUAUUAUGAACUGGUCGCAACCGACGAUACUGAUGCAGAGCGCCUGGAACAAUAUAUAUUUAGCCACAUUCACUUGGUCCCCUAUUAGCGAAGCGAUAGUAUUAAGUAGUACCCACUACAACUCCCGUGCGAUAUUGCUUAAUCCUGCGGGCACGGAAUUCGAGUCCCGAACACUGGAUAGCACUUUGACGGCGAGUCGUUCCAUGCAUUCGAAUUGCCAGCAGAAUUACACUGUGCUGGUGACGGAUAUGGGCGACCUGGCCUUUCUCGAUGCUAAGGCCAUUACCCGUGGAGUUUAUCAGACCAAGACGAUGAUCAAUCACCGGGCUGUAUCCACCACUAAAUUGCGACAUUUGGGGACUGGAAAGCCAAAUCCAAACAAUGUAAUCAGUGCGGAUGAAUUCCAUAGGGACUAUGGUGUGCAGAUCCAUCCACUGGUCGAAGCGCAUCCGCAAUCUGCCCGUAACUGUCCAUACCUGACGGAGAAGCGUCUUCCCAGUAAUCCGCACUCUCUGGCCCUAACGCGUAACAACUGUGUUCGCUGCAACUGGAAUUCCUCGGCACACUCGUGGGUGGCCGUGGGGGCAGAACAUGGCCUGCUGCGUAUCCUCAAUUUUAAGCGAAAGAAUUUCUUCUAAAGAAUUCAAGUAUCUGAACAAGCAUCAUCUGAGAUUAUAACUUAUUUUCCUUACUACCUAAUAGUAAUAGUAAUUGUAUAAAACGGACUGGCUGAGGGAGAGUUAAAAUUAUGUUCAAUAAUUACUUUAACUUUAAUUUAUUUAUAGCUGUUGUAA
Molecule: messenger RNA, 8426 nt
Organism: Drosophila serrata
Lineage: Eukaryota; Metazoa; Arthropoda; Insecta; Diptera; Drosophilidae
Biological process (GO): transcription by RNA polymerase III
Cellular component (GO): transcription factor TFIIIC complex
Molecular function (GO): protein binding
Source: RefSeq, a predicted model, not a curated record